Molecule: messenger RNA, 1244 nt
Organism: Nicotiana attenuata
Lineage: Eukaryota; Viridiplantae; Streptophyta; Magnoliopsida; Solanales; Solanaceae
Product: probable carbohydrate esterase At4g34215
Exons: 2
Coding region: 317-1105 (262 amino acids)
Source: RefSeq, a predicted model, not a curated record
GGUACUUUUUAAAUGGUAAUUUGUAACCAAGCUGUCAUCUCAAGAGUUGAGAUCAUUUUUGUUCAUUUGCAUUAAUGCAUCCAUUGCCAAAUUGGUAACCAAUCUAUCUUCUCAAGAAUUAUAGGACAGUUUUGGCCGUAUCAUUAACGCAUCGUUCCAAAUUUUAACCAUAUGACACAUCAACUGCAGCUUCACUGGCCUUAAUUACGUAAUAGUUACAUAAUUUUUCUUCCUAUUUCUCUUUGUCAUACUUAAAUACUCAAUUCCAACCUGCCUGCUUUGCUUCUCUUUCAGCCACUACAUCCCCAAGAAAAAGAUGUUGCCCUAUAUUUUCUUGAUUCUUUUGGCUGCACACCCCUUUUGUGUCAGCAUUGCACAUACAACAAAUGGUAACAAAAACAUAUUUAUUUUAGCAGGCCAAAGCAACAUGUCCGGCAGAGGAGGGGUAGUGCAUAACAAAUGGGAUGAGUAUAUUCCACCUGAAUGUCAAUCCAAUCCAAGAAUUCUUAGGCUAACAGCUGAACUUCUAUGGGAAGAAGCAAAGGAGCCAAUGCAUCAAGACAUUGAUUAUUAUGCAGUUUGUGGGAUUGGUCCUGGCAUGUCAUUUGCUAAUUCAGUCUUGAAAAAUGACCCAAAAAUAGGUGUGAUUGGUUUAGUGCCAUGUGCUGUUGGUUCCACAAAUAUUAGCCAAUGGUCUAAAGGAUCUUCUUAUUACAAUCAGAUGUUAAAUAGAACUGAGACUGCGUUACAAGGUGGUGGGAGAGUUCGAGCACUUUUGUGGUAUCAAGGAGAGAGUGAUACUUUGGAUCUUGAGGAUGCAAAAUUGUAUAAUUCAAGAUUGCAGAAAUUCUUCACCGAUGUGCGCAAUGACUUGCAUGCACCUUCCCUCCCUAUUAUUCAGGUGGCAUUGGCAACAACACUGGGGCAUUAUAAGGAAAUUGUCAGACAGGCCCAAUUGGAUAUUCACCUUAGAAAUGUUAAAACAGUUGAUGCUAAUGGGCUCAAAGUAGGCCCAGAUUAUGUGCAUCUUAGUACUCCAGCAGAGGUCCAGCUUGGACAGAUGUUAGCUAAUGCCUUUUUGAUGUUUGGUUCAGAAAAGGAAUAGAUUUGUUUUCUACUUACUACACUUGGUAAUUAUAUUCGGAAAUUAUAAUCUUGUCUGUGAUAACGAUAAUUAAAAAAUGAGGUCGUCACCAUUUAUGCAACAAGUUAUUAAGGUCACUUAGCUUGCAUAUUUUUAAUAA